CCUUCUUUCACCAUCUUUUCCUGGCUGCUUGAUCAGCCAGGACAUAAAUCAACGGUGCCGACAAGAUGUCGUCGAGACCGCCACCUGGCCAUUUUACACUGCUAUACUUUGCAUCUGCGACGGCAUUUUCCAAAAAGGCGUCUGAGCACUUUGAAUCGCCGCUACCGCUGACAAAGCUCUUCGAAUUGCUCGAGAGCAAGUAUCCUGGGAUAAAAGAAAAUGUUCUGCACAGCUGCGCUGUGACGAUCAAUUUGGAUUAUGUGGACCUGGACUUGGACCAAGGUGCUGAUGCAGAGCCAGUCAUGAUCAAAGAAGGCGAUGAAGUUGCAAUUAUACCCCCCGUCAGCUCAGGCUGAAAAAUGCGUCGAGAAAACUUUAAAUUCGAGUCU
Xylona heveae TC161 is the source of this 389-nucleotide messenger RNA. RefSeq lists its product as hypothetical. Lineage: Eukaryota; Fungi; Ascomycota; Xylonomycetes; Xylonales; Xylonaceae. The coding region runs from base 66 to 356 and encodes 96 amino acids. Gene Ontology annotation, biological process: Mo-molybdopterin cofactor biosynthetic process. The transcript is spliced from 2 exons. The record is from RefSeq and is a predicted model, not a curated record. Gene Ontology annotation, cellular component: cytosol.